AGACUAAAGAGAGACGGAGAAAGAGAGAGUGAUGGACUAUAAUGUCUAUAUAUGGUAUAAGAGAAAGUCCGUUCAUUCAUGCAUGGAUUUGUAGUAAUUGCAAAAUAUAUUUUUUGAUCCAUCUAGUUUUUGGGGUGUAUGGAGAAGUAUAUAUUGUGUGUGUUGCGUUGUUGUUCGUUUCGUGCUCUCUCCCUAUGUUUCGUGCUUUGAAAACCUCUCCUUCUCCUUCACGCCGCCUCUCUCCCUGACCUCACCAACAACUCCACCACUCUCACACACUCUCUUUGAAUUUGAUUCAACAGAAACCCAUAAAAAAUGGCACCAGCUUUACUGCUGAAUCGUUUAAGCCCAUGGCUUCUCUGAGACUCUGAUGACAGUGAUGAUUUUGGGUUGUUUGGCAAAAAACACAACAUAUUUUUAUUGAAAGAUGGAUGGUAGCAGAACUGAACUAGAGUUUGACGACAUUGAGAAGCUUCUUUGUGAGAUUCCAAAUGCUACUUAUGGGAAUUCACAUUCUGAGGUGUCAGGAGUUAAACGGGCGUCUUUAAAUGACAGCUUGGUCUCCAUCUGUGAAAACUCAUGCGAAGGACCUUUCACUGAAAAACUACAAAACAAUGAGAGGUUGGAUGAGGGAAAGUUAUUAGUAAGGAGAAGUCGGCAGUCAACCAGCAAGAGGGUUCAACCAGAAGAAACAAAUCUUCCGGAUGACCAAUCCUUGACAUCAGCAUUUACAGACUUGAGCUUGAGUGAAAGGGAAACAAUCACAAGCCUGAGCCCUCAUCUGUCAAAUUGUAAAUCCUCUGCAAAUAAUGCCACUUUUCUGGACUGCCGUUUGCCAAACAGCUUAGAGAAUUCAAUUUGUAAUAUGAAUUCACGUGUAAUGACGGCUCCGUCUUUCCAAUCACCAAAUACUGUACACCAUCCACUUGAGGAGUUGACUAUGACAAAGAUGGGACAACAGAGUUCAAAUUUGUAUAAUAUUGAAGCCCAGGAAUUCAAGAAGGUGCCCAUUGGUUAUUAUCAGCCAGUUGACAAUCUAUCGGCUGUCUUCCAACCAGCUCAUGAGGUGAAAGGUCUUCACCUCCUUCCUAACAUGCCUUUCCCUCAGGUGGAGCCUGCCAUGUUGUCUGAUCAGCAUCAAAAUUUUCCAGACAGGCAAUCUCUGCUUCCUUACUUGCAUUCACAACAAGUAAUCCAGCCACGGUUCAGCUGGAGUAAUGUUGAAGAGGAACCAUAUUAUAGGAUGCAUCAGCAAUUCUUGUAUAUGCAGCAGCUUCACAAUCAGCAAUUUGAAGCUCAUCAUCCUCUUCCAGCAAAUCGGAGUGUCCCAAAUAGGCUAUCAAGUAGGAACUUGAGGCAACAACGUUUUGAGGUGCCAAUGACUCACCAAUUCGAACGGCCUCAUCUAGAACCAUUUUUGAACAAUUAUGGAGUUCAAAGGGGUUUAAGCCAAUCUACUCCUCUGGUUUCCUCAUCAGAUUACAAUGCUAUACGUGUUUUUGACAAAGUUGCUAGGCCAAAUUAUCCGGAGAAGAUUCUGACAAGAUCACAUGGAUUAAACACACUUAAAGCUGUAAAAUUUGGCACGGUUGGAGGACAUGAAUCUCUGAAUCGCGGCCACCAGAAUGGAAAAUUUUUAUCAAACGGUCAUUUUCGCCAUAGUUUAUCCACUCCAAAUGCUGGAAUGUUUCAUUUAGAUAGUUUGGACUCAUGGAAUUGGUCCCCUGACACUUUUGAUAUUAGAAGUACUAACAUGAGGCCCCAGAUACUGAAAUAUGACUCCGUGGAUGAAAUGUCUGGUAGAAUAUACCAUAUGGCAAAGGAUCAAAAUGGUUGCCGCCUUUUACAGAGAAAAUUUUCAGAGGGAACCCCAGAAGAUGUUGAAAAGAUAUUUCUAGAGAUUGUUGAUCACAUUGUCGAGCUCAUGACGGACCCUUUUGGGAAUUACCUAGUCCAGAAACUGCUUGAAGUGUGCAGUGAGGAUCAGCAUAUGAAAGUGCUUCAAGCAAUAACUAGAAAAGCUGGAGAUCUGAUUAAGAUUUCAUGUGACAUGCAUGGGACACGGGCUGUUCAGAAGGUGAUCGAGACCCUUACUACUCCAGAGCAGUUUUCUAUUAUAGUUUCCUCUCUGAAGCCUGGUAUAGUGACUUUGAUGAAAAAUAUGAAUGGUAACCAUGUUGCACAACGCUGCUUGCAGUAUUUGAUGCCUGAGUAUAGUGAGUUCCUUUUUGAAGCUGCAACUACUAAUUGUGUGGAGCUUGCAACUGAUCGCCAUGGCUGUUGUGUACUGCAAAAAUGCCUAACCUAUUCUGAGGCUGAGCAAAGGCGCCAAUUGGUCUCUGAGAUCACUUCAAAUGCUCUAAUCCUCUGUCAAGAUCCAUUUGGGAACUAUGUUGUGCAGUUUGUUUUUGAGCUUCGACUUCCUUGGGCUACAGAGGAUAUUCUUGAUCAGUUGGAUGGAAACUAUGGAGACUUGUCCAUGCAGAAAUAUAGCAGUAAUGUGGUUGAGAAAUGCCUGAAAUAUGCAGGUGAGGAAAACCGUGAUCGUAUUAUCCGGGAGCUGAUAGAUACUGCUCACUUGGAUCAAAUCAUGCAGGAUCCGUAUGGAAAUUAUGUUAUCCAAGCAGCACUGCAUCUGUCGAAGGGAGCCCUUCAUUCUGCUUUGAUGGACAAAAUUCGACCCCAUGUUCCUGUGCUUCGGACAAGUCCAUAUGGGAAGAAAGUGCUUUCGAGUAAUGGUUUGAAGAAAUAAUUUUCUGCGCGGACUUUUGGUUUAAGUUGUAAAGGAAAGCUCUAUGGCAUGGCUGUUCAAGAUUUUGAGACAUAAACCUGAAGAAGAUAGUGAGAGAUGGCUUUGACGGCUCUACCGGACAAAUGAUUGGUGAAUUUUUUUGUUUAUCAUCAGGGUUAUCCUUGUAGACAUUUAAGAGUUAAUUUGGUAAUAGAUUCAAGAUGCAUGUACAUUGACUAUCUCUUUGAUAUUCUUUUGCGUAAAAGUAAAAUAAAAUGUGAAGGUGUAGAGCUCUAUGAGUUUACGGGGAAAUGUACUUUGACAGAAUCUCAACGCUGGUCGGGAUGCUGCAGAAAGGAGAGGCCUUUAAGCUAAUCUGGUUUUCAUGCCAGAAAUCAAACUUUAUGCUUCUUUUAUCUAUAAUAAUAACUGUUUCAUAGCC
This is a messenger RNA of Tripterygium wilfordii, 3173 nucleotides long. RefSeq names its product pumilio homolog 12-like. The coding region runs from base 428 to 2752 and encodes 774 amino acids. The transcript has 7 exons. Lineage: Eukaryota; Viridiplantae; Streptophyta; Magnoliopsida; Celastrales; Celastraceae. Gene Ontology annotation, biological process: post-transcriptional regulation of gene expression. Gene Ontology annotation, cellular component: cytoplasm. Gene Ontology annotation, molecular function: mRNA binding. The record is from RefSeq and is a predicted model, not a curated record.